AAAAAGCAGCAGAACCUGGAAGUCCACGGGAAGCUUGGAUGCCAAAGGGAGGACGGCUGGGUCCUCUGGAGAGGACUACUCACUGGCAUAUUUCUGAGGUAUCUGUAGAAUAACCACAGCCUCAGAUACUGGGGACUUUACAGUCCCACAGAACCGUCCUCCCAGGAAGCUGAAUCCAGCAAGAACAAUGGAGGCCAGCGGGAAGCUCAUUUGCAGACAAAGGCAAGUCCUUUUUUCCUUUCUCCUUUUGGGCUUAUCUCUGGCGGGCGCGGCGGAACCUAGAAGCUAUUCUGUGGUGGAGGAAACUGAGGGCAGCUCCUUUGUCACCAAUUUAGCAAAGGACCUGGGUCUGGAGCAGAGGGAAUUCUCCAGGCGGGGGGUUAGGGUUGUUUCCAGAGGGAACAAGCUACAUUUGCAGCUCAAUCAGGAGACCGGGGAUUUGUUGCUAAAUGAGAAAUUGGACCGUGAGGAUCUGUGCGGUCACACAGAGCCCUGUGUGCUACGAUUCCAAGUGUUGCUAGAGAGUCCCUUCGAGUUUUUUCAAGCUGAGCUGCAAGUAAUAGACAUAAACGACCACUCUCCAGUAUUUCUGGACAAACAAAUGUUGGUGAAAGUAUCAGAGAGCAGUCCUCCUGGGACUGCGUUUCCUCUGAAGAAUGCUGAAGACUUAGAUGUAGGCCAAAACAAUAUUGAGAACUAUAUAAUCAGCCCCAACUCCUAUUUUCGGGUCCUCACCCGCAAACGCAGUGAUGGCAGGAAAUACCCAGAGCUGGUGCUGGACAAAGCGCUGGACCGAGAGGAAGAAGCUGAGCUCAGGUUAACACUCACAGCACUGGAUGGUGGCUCUCCGCCCAGAUCUGGCACUGCUCAGGUCUACAUUGAAGUUGUCGAUGUCAACGAUAAUGCCCCUGAAUUUGAGCAGCCUUUCUAUAGGGCGCAGAUCUCUGAGGACAGUCCAAUAAGCUUCCUGGUUGUGAAGGUCUCUGCCACGGAUGUAGACACAGGAGUCAACGGAGAGAUUUCCUAUUCACUUUUCCAAGCUUCAGAUGAGAUAAGCAAAACUUUUACGGUCGAUUUCUUGACAGGAGAAAUUCGACUAAAGAAACAACUUGAUUUCGAAAAAUUUCAGUCCUAUGAAGUCAAUAUCGAGGCGAGAGAUGCUGGAGGCUUUUCUGGAAAAUGCACCGUUCUGAUUCAAGUGAUAGAUGUGAACGACCAUGCCCCAGAAGUUACCAUGUCUGCAUUUACCAGCCCAAUACCUGAGAAUGCGCCUGAAACUGUGGUUGCACUUUUCAGUGUUUCAGACCUUGAUUCAGGAGAAAAUGGGAAAAUAAGUUGCUCCAUUCAGGAGGAUCUACCCUUCCUCCUGAAAUCUUCUGUGGGGAACUUUUACACCCUACUAACGGAGACACCACUAGACAGAGAAAGCAGAGCCGAGUACAACGUCACUAUCACCGUCACUGACUUAGGGACACCCGGGCUGACAACACAUCUCAAUAUGACCGUGCUGGUGUCGGACGUCAAUGACAACGCCCCCGCCUUCACCCAAGCCUCCUACACCCUGUUCGUCCGCGAGAACAACAGCCCCGCCCUGCACAUCGGCAGCGUCAGCGCCACAGACAGAGACUCAGGCACCAACGCCCAGGUCACCUACUCGCUGCUGCCGCCCCAGAACCCGCACCUGCCCCUCGCCUCCCUGGUCUCCAUCAACACAGACAACGGCCACCUGUUCGCCCUCAGGUCCCUGGACUACGAGGCCCUGCAGGCGUUCGAGUUCCGGGUGGGCGCUUCAGACCGCGGCUCCCCGGCGCUGAGCAGCGAGGCGCUGGUGCGCGUGCUGGUGCUGGACGCCAACGACAACUCGCCCUUCGUGCUGUACCCGCUGCAGAAUAGCUCCGCGCCCUGCACCGAGCUGGUGCCCCGGGCGGCCGAGCCGGGCUACCUGGUGACCAAGGUGGUGGCGGUGGACGGCGACUCGGGCCAGAACGCCUGGCUGUCGUACCAGCUGCUCAAGGCCACGGAGCCCGGGCUGUUCGGUGUGUGGGCGCACAAUGGGGAGGUGCGCACCGCCAGGCUGUUGAGCGAGCGCGACGCAGCCAAGCAGAGGCUGGUGGUGCUGGUCAAGGACAAUGGCGAGCCUCCGUGCUCGGCCACCGCCACGCUGCACGUGCUCCUGGUGGACGGCUUCUCCCAGCCCUACCUGCCGCUUCCGGAGGCUGCCCCAGCCCAGGGCCAGGCCGACUCUCUCACCGUCUACCUGGUGGUGGCGUUGGCCUCGGUGUCUUCGCUCUUCCUCUUCUCGGUGCUCCUGUUCGUGGCGGUGCGGCUGUGCAGGAGGAGCAGGGCGGCCUCGGUGGGUCGCUGCUCAGUGCCUGAGGGCCCCUUUCCAGGGCAUCUGGUGGACGUGAGGGGCACCGGGAGCCUGUCUCAGAACUAUCAGUACGAGGUGUGCCUGGCAGGAGGCUCAGGGACGAAUGAGUUCCAGUUCCUGAAACCAGUAUUACCUAAUAUUCAGGGCCAUUCUUUUGGGCCAGAAAUGGAACAAAACUCUAACUUUAGGAAUGGCUUUGGUUUCAGCCUUCAGUUAAAGUAA
Pan troglodytes (chimpanzee) is the source of this 2593-nucleotide messenger RNA. RefSeq names its product protocadherin beta 8 (gene PCDHB8). Lineage: Eukaryota; Metazoa; Chordata; Mammalia; Primates; Hominidae. The record is from RefSeq and is marked validated. Gene Ontology annotation, cellular component: plasma membrane. Gene Ontology annotation, molecular function: calcium ion binding. Gene Ontology annotation, biological process: homophilic cell-cell adhesion.